This is a messenger RNA of Sitodiplosis mosellana (orange wheat blossom midge), 1792 nucleotides long. RefSeq names its product zinc finger protein 25-like. Gene Ontology annotation, biological process: regulation of transcription by RNA polymerase II. Bases 1 to 1722 code for a protein of 573 amino acids. The record is from RefSeq and is a predicted model, not a curated record. Gene Ontology annotation, molecular function: RNA polymerase II cis-regulatory region sequence-specific DNA binding; DNA-binding transcription factor activity. The transcript has 4 exons. NCBI's taxonomy places the organism in Eukaryota, Metazoa, Arthropoda, Insecta, Diptera, Cecidomyiidae.
AUGUGCUCGCGAUAUGCGGAAACGCAAUGUUGUGUAUGCUGUCGGUUUUUGGAUCAGUCGAGUAGUCGGAUAAUUGUUGAGAUUUGUGGUCAUCAAAAGUGUCGGGAAUGUUUUAUCAAAGAGGAAGACGGGUGCUCGAUUUGUGCACGAAACAAAGGAAGAGAAUGUCCUAGUGAAAUUGAUAGACGAUCCAAUGGUCAUGAAAGUAGUUUUGAGGUGAUUCCGUCGAGUAGCGAAAGUGUCAAAGUUUUGAAUGCGGGCAGAGCUGGCGAAGCACCUUUUGCUGGCGAAAUCAACGAAGAUGUAUCACAUAUUAUUACGAUGAAUGAAAAUGGUGACGAGGUUCGGUACAAGUGCACAAUUUGCCAGAAAAGUUUCAAGAGUAGGAACAAUCGCAAAUAUCAUGUGUUCUGCGAUAAAACACGCUCCAAACCAUUCCAAUGCAAUCAAUGUGACAAACAGUUUAUUACCCUCGCUCAUAUGAACUAUCACCAAAGCACACAUAACACCGACAAACAAUUCGCAUGCCCACACUGUCAGAAGAUUUAUUCGGGACCAAUCGCACUAAAAAAACAUAUGAAGAAACAUCAAAAUGAUUUCAAGUACCAAUGUUCACAAUGUGAUGAAAAAUUUCUUUAUAAGGAGCAGCUUAAUAUUCACCAGAACCGACACAACAACGUGUUUCACAAGUGUUCAGAAUGUGGGAAACGCUUUUUGGUCAAAUCAAAUCUGACCAAACACAUUCAAAGCCAUUCGGGCCUCAACCGAAAAGUCUGUCCAAUAUGCAAGAAUUCGUUUAGCGGAAACAGUGCCUUAAAAACCCAUAUGCUGACGGUACAUAGUAAAUCGAAACCGUAUCAGUGUGAGAAAUGCUCCAAAAAAUUCAUCGACCAGCGAACGCUCGAACGACAUUGGAAAACGCAUUUAGACAAUCUAUUUUACGAAUGCACGCUAUGUUCGGCGAAGAGUGGCAGAAAGGAUAACAUUCGUCGACACGUACGGAAUUUGCAUUCCGAGUCUGACGAAGAGCUACAGCUAAUUUUAGACAAGAUUUUCGAUAAUUUUGAAAAGAGGAAAACCAACUCAAUAGCUUGUUCGAAUGUGGUGAGAGAGGAGAAGACUGAGAAAUCAAGAGCAGCUAUGAACACCGACCAAUCUGUAAAUGUGGCAGCUUGUGUACAAGAAUUGAAUGAAGUGAGAAAAUCGGUUGAAGAGGAGCCAAUCAAGCCAUUGAGUGUUGUAAGGAAUAUUGCGACAUCGGUCAUCAAAUUUGUGGGCCGAUCGCAGGAUGUGUCAGUGCAAAAGGGAGAAGAAAAGAGUGCAAAACAAGCUGAAAUCGUCGAUAAACCUGAACCAAUUCAGGUUGAAGAAUCACUUGAGGUGGUACAUGGACAGUUAAGUUCAACGGCAACUGAACCAGAUCCAAUUGCAGAAAUCGGCGUCAAUUUACCAUCACUUGAGCCAUUGAACUUUGAUGCAUUCCCGAACAUUGCACCGUUGCCCUUGAUCAAUACCAAUACCAAUUUAACGGUUUAUCGCCAGCUUUUGUCACCAUAUCUUAAAAAGCAACCAGAUUCAAGCAACGCCAGCACAAAUGAUGAUGCUUCGAUGCAGCCCAGGAGAUCACCGAAGAAAAAUUACAAGCCAAGCUCAACACCCACCAUGGUCAUUGAUCGACCACCGAAAAAAAUGAUCGAAAAAUAUGAAUUUUAUCGCAGAUAAGAUUUUAUCAAGAAAUGUGUCUGUUUACAGUGAACAUUUGAAAUUAAAUGGAUUUUUUUGAAGCUGAAAA